Pistacia vera is the source of this 3350-nucleotide messenger RNA. RefSeq names its product pentatricopeptide repeat-containing protein At1g30610, chloroplastic. Gene Ontology annotation, biological process: chloroplast organization. Gene Ontology annotation, molecular function: protein binding. The transcript has 9 exons. The record is from RefSeq and is a predicted model, not a curated record. NCBI's taxonomy places the organism in Eukaryota, Viridiplantae, Streptophyta, Magnoliopsida, Sapindales, Anacardiaceae. Gene Ontology annotation, cellular component: chloroplast. The coding region runs from base 259 to 3048 and encodes 929 amino acids.
UGUCGGAUAGAUAUCACUGAACUUGUUUUCACAAACCAACACAAAUUCCGCUCAAUGAACACUCUAAAGAGUGGCUGCUCUAAUCCUCUUUAACCCACUUCACAUAUUGAAAGCUGUGGAAUUCACUUCCUGUAAGUUUCUUUGGAGACCAAAGUUUGAAUUUUUGUUGGGUUAGGUUGUGUAAUUUGAAGAUAUGUGAAAGCAAAUAAGUUGUAUUUGAAAUUAACUUACUUUCAGUGUUUUGUUGUGUAAGCUGAAAUGGGGUUGUUACUUAUGACAAAUGGCCAAAUGGGUAUCUCUAGUUUAGGAAAAAAUGAGACUUUCAUUUUAGAUUAUAAACGUAAAGGGUUUCCAGUAUUGAAUUCUUGGAAACCCGUUUUUGGUGCUGGUUUGAAGAGUAAGAAUGUGAAGAGGGUUAGAGGUUUUGUUGUGAGGAAGAGGUGUUUUGGAACAAUUUAUGCUAUGGUUAACGAAGAGUCUGAUAAGAGGGUGGUUGGAGGUGGAGGUGGAGGUGGAGGUGGAGGUGGAGUUGGAGUUGAAGGUGGGAUGGUUGAGAGAGAGUUUGAGUUUAAGCCGUCUUUUAGUGAGUAUUUGAAGGCUAUGGAGUCUGUCAAAAGUGACCGCAGGGUGCAACAAGCUAGUAAGUUGAGUAGAGAGAGAAUGAGGGAUGCUUUGAAGGGAAAGUAUAUGUUGAGGACAACGUCUUUGGGAAAAGAUGAUGAAAAGGUUAAAUUGAUGGAUGAAGAAGUGGUUUCAAAAGAUGUGGGACGGGAAGAGUUGGGUAGAAAUGGUCAUGGAGUAGCUCGGGGUGAAGGUCUGGUCAGAGGUAAGUUUGAUCGCAAGGGGAGUGUAAUUAGAAAGUCAAAGGAUAAAUUUAGUGGCCAUGAGAGUUGGGCUGAUGCAAAGAUGAAGAGGACAUCGAGAGGGGAGACAGAAGGGAGAAGUUCAAAAGAUGUGGGACGUGAAGAGUUGGGUGGAAAUGGUGAUGGAGUAGCUCGGGGUGAAGGUCUGGUCAGAGAUAAGUUUGAUCGCAAGGGGAGUGUAAUUAGGAAGUCAAAGGAUAAAUCUAUUGGCAAUGAGAGUUGGGCGGAUGCGAAGGUGAAGAGGACAUCAAGAGGGGAGACAGAAGGGAGAAGAUGGUCGCGUAAUCAAACCAAUAGUGUAGAGCCAGAGUUAAAAGACUCCUAUUUGUAUAAGGUUAAAAAGUUUCAGAAAGCACGAGAUGGUCCUGUGGCAUUGCUCAAUGAUAAUGGGAGUGGUAAUACUGUUAAUAUAACAGCAGACCUAGUUCAUGGUAAAAGUUCCUCAGAAAUGUUUGGAAGAAAGGGGGAAAGCUUUGAAAGGGACAAAGUUGGUAGUAGAAGCAAUUUUGUGAGGAAUCGGAUCCAACUUCAGAAGACUACUGAUGGUGAAAAUCGGCAGAGUGAAAAUUUAACUAUUAGCAGAAAGUCCUUCCCUGAAAAGGAUGAUGAUAGAAGUUGGGAGAUGGAAAGAGCUGCCUUCAAGUUUGUGGAAGAAGGAAAUGAUUUUAUGGACAAGCCAAGAGUUCCACGGGUGGAUAUGGAGGAGAGAAUCCAGAAACUAGGGAGGCAGUUAAAUGGUGCAGAUAUUGAUGUGCCUGAGUGGAUGUUCUCUAAGAUGAUGCGGAGUGCUAGGAUCAGAUUUUCAGAUCAUUCUAUACUGAGGGUUAUUCAGAUAUUGGGUAAAUUGGGAAACUGGAGGCGGGUUCUACAAGUAAUUGAGUGGCUUCAGAUGCGAGAACGCUACAAAUCCCACAGGCUCAAAUUCAUUUACACUACGGCACUUAAUGUACUUGGAAAGGCAAGGAGACCUGUGGAGGCACUCAAUGUAUUUCAUGCAAUGCAGCAACAAAUGUCCUCAUAUCCAGACUUGGUGGCUUAUCACAGCAUUGCCGUCACUCUUGGACAAGCAGGGCAUAUUAGGGAACUUUUUGAUGUAAUUGAUUGCAUGCGAUCUCUUCCUAAGAAAAAGUUCAAAACUGGGAUACAUGAGAGAUGGGACCCACGACUGGAACCUGAUAUUGUUGUCUACAAUGCGGUCUUAAAUGCUUGUGUCAAGCGGAAACACUGGGAAGGGGCAUUUUGGGUUUUGCAGCAAUUAAAAGAAAAAGGUCAGAAGCCCUCUGCUUCAACAUAUGGACUGGUUAUGGAGGUGAUGUUGGCAUGUGGCAAGUACAACUUGGUGCACGAUUUUUUCAGGAAAGUGCAGAAAUCUUUUAUUCCAAAUGCUUUAGUAUACAAAGUUCUUGUGAAUACUCUUUGGAGAGAAGGUAAAAUAGAUGAGGCUGUUUUGGCUGUUCAAGACAUGGAAAGACGAGGAAUUGUGGGUUCUGCUGCUCUUUAUUAUGACCUUGCUCGGUGUCUUUGUAGUGCUGGAAGGUGCCAAGAAGCACUAAUGCAGAUAGAGAAGAUAUGUAAGGUUGCAAACAAGCCUCUAGUUGUAACCUACACUGGAUUAAUUCAAGCUUGUCUGGACUCUGGGCACAUCGAAAAUGCUACAGAAAUCUUCAACCAAAUGAAGGACUUUUGCUCUCCAAAUCUUGUUACUUGCAACAUAAUGCUUAAAGCUUAUGUGGAGCAUGGUAUGUUUGAGGAAGCAAAGAAGCUGUUCCAGAAGAUGUCUGAAGAUAGCAAUCGUCUUAGCCGGGGACCUGAUAACAGGGGUCUAGUAGUGCCGGACAUCUAUACAUUCAACACCAUGUUAGAUGCAUGCAUUAAAGAGAAGAGAUGGGAUGACCUUGAGCAUGUCUAUAAAAAGAUGCUGCACCAUGGAUUCCAUUUCAAUGCAAAACGUCAUGUCCGAAUGAUAUUGGAUGCUUCAAGAGCCGGAAGGGUAGAGCUACUGGAAACAACUUGGAAGCACUUGGCCCGGGUGAAGCGAGUACCUCCACCUCCUCUCAUCAAAGAAAGGUUUUGCAUCUUUCUUGAGAAAGAAGACUACAGUUCUGCUCUAUCUUGUGUAACCAGUCAUCCAGUUAGUGAUCUGCCAGAAUUUUCCAAGACUGCAUGGUUGAAUUUAUUCAAUUAAAAUUCUCAACGUUUUAAGGACGAUACUCUCAUUCACUUAAUACACGAGGCGAGCAUCCGAACCACUGGAAUCGACUCAGUGAACUCAAUAUUGCUUAAUCUAAUUUCAUCCUGUAAAGAAUUUUUGAGGACUCACAUAAGAGCUCCAAAAAUGAGAGUGAGACAAACUCUUACUGCAGGUGCCUCAAAUAAUAUUUUUUGCUGUGUGUUUCUGUAAGUAUGUUUUAUCCAUAUAUGUUUUUAAUUAGGAGAAAUAAUUGUAUUGCAAAGCCUUCAAAUAAUCUUUGAAUUUAGGAGCAAUCA